This is a messenger RNA of Contarinia nasturtii (swede midge), 4637 nucleotides long. RefSeq names its product protein phosphatase Slingshot homolog 2 (gene ssh). Bases 1050 to 4544 code for a protein of 1164 amino acids. The record is from RefSeq and is a predicted model, not a curated record. Gene Ontology annotation, molecular function: actin binding; protein tyrosine/serine/threonine phosphatase activity. Gene Ontology annotation, biological process: actin cytoskeleton organization; negative regulation of actin filament polymerization; protein dephosphorylation. NCBI's taxonomy places the organism in Eukaryota, Metazoa, Arthropoda, Insecta, Diptera, Cecidomyiidae. Gene Ontology annotation, cellular component: cytoplasm. The transcript is spliced from 7 exons.
UAUUUUUUUAUUCCAUGAAAAAAGAAACAAACUCACAAAAAUUUCCCAAAACAACUUUGUGAAUAAUGAACGUUUAAUGCAAACAGAAUGAAAAAGAAGAAAAUCAAAUCGAAUCGGUGUGAAAUAGUUGAAAUCGAUGUUUAAUUUCAAUUUUUUUCUCAUGUUUUCUCAUAAGCAUUUAGUGAUAUAUAUUUAGUGUGAACCUUUCAUUGAUAUUGAUAAAGUGAUUGAAAAUCAAAAUAAAGAACAGAAAUAACAUAAAUUUUAAAAAAAAAUCCAAUGUGUUCAGUGAAAAGCAAAUUAAAACAUAAAUAAAACGACAAAGGAAAAAAAAAAACGAAUGUUCGCACAAAACAUACGUCUUCUUGAAUUGUGUGCAUGUAAAAAAUUUGAAAAUAAAAUAUAGGAAGAGAGGAGAGAAUUAGAAAAAACAAGCAUCGAAUUGUGAGAGUGGCGAAACCAACAAAAGGUAUAAAAGAAGAAAAAGAACCUUCGCACAAAACUAUUGAAAGUGCAUGAUAAUUAGCCAUGGAGCUGAGUGAAUGAGUGAAACUAGAACAAUCAGCCUGUGUGCACCGCGGAUUGCAAAAGGAAAUUCCAAUUUUGCAAGAAGCAUUGAAAAAAUUCACGAAUGGAAAUAUUAAAAUAAAAAAAAAGAACACAACUGAAACAUGAAACGAACAUCACAAUAGGAAUUAAGAGAUAGGAGAAAAGUGACGAUUGCGUUCUUAUAUCGCCGCCCGUACAGUUGCCGUCUCUUGGCCACGGAUUCGACACGGAACGUCGUAACACAUCUUCAUCAAUCAUUGUUUGACAAAAAGAAAAAAAGAAAACACAACAUAUAAUUUUUCAACAACUCGACAGCAAAUGUAAUGAACCAGAAAAACAUUGGAGCAUUACAUGAGAUAACUUAACAAAAAGAAAGAGAAAGAGGGAGAGAGAAGACAAAGGAGGAGAAGAAACAGUAGCAGCGAUUAAUUAAAUCGUACAGAAAUUAUGUCCAGUUCUUUCUAAAUAACAGAUAUACAACGUAAUUUUAAGUUAUAACCAUGGCGGACGGGCAUAUUCACAAGCAUUUACAGUCGAUGUUCCACUUGCUUCGGAAUGAGGAAACAUUGAAAAUGGCGGUUAAAUUGGAGAGUGCCCGAUACGGUCGUACACGAUAUUUAGUGGUGGUGUCUUGUUCGCAGAAACCUGCUCAACGGAAAUCGACUCAGUCCCAACCACAGCAGCAACAUUUUAAUAAUAAUUUAAUUAACGCUCAAAAUAUCAAUAACAAUAAAUGUAGUAGUAAUAAUCGAUGUGGCAGCAAUGAAAAUCAAAAUAAUAAUAUAAGCACAACGCCAAGUGUGCAACGAAAAUCGGAGCAAUCACAACAAUCGAUAAGUUCGCCCGCACUAAUUGCAACAUCGUUAAAAAGUGGCACAAAGCACCGAAUCAUCGAAAAAGAUCCGACCAAUUUGAAUCGACUAUCAACUUCACCGAAACAAGAGCAUCAACAACCGCAGUCGCUGCAGCAGCCGCAUCAACCUGAUCAACUCAAUGAGAUGAACCCGAAUAAUAUGAACGAGGUGGAAGAGUCGUGUUUGUUAGGCAUUGAUUGCAAUGAAAAAACCACAGUUGGCUUAGUUUUACGCAUACUCGGUGACACCACGAUUCGAUUGGAUGGCGAUGGUGGGUUUUGCAUCAGUGGCAGCGGACGCACGCAUAUUUUUAAACCAGUUUCAGUGCAGGCAAUGUGGUCUGCACUGCAAACAUUGCACAAAGUGUGUGCAAAAGCCAGAGAGAAUAAUUUAUAUCCUAGUGGGCCGUCACAUGAAUGGGUUUCAUACUAUGACGAACGCAUCAGAUCAGAGCAAUCGUGCUUAAACGAAUGGAAUGCAAUGGAUUCACUUGAAACACGACGACCACCGUCACCAGAUGCCAUACGCACCAAACCGACUGAACGUGAGGAAACGGAGAGAGUGAUUAGAACGACACUAAAAGAAAUUAUCGUACAACUCGAUCUCGAUGAAGUGACAUCAAAAUUUAUUCGAACAAAAUUGGAAGAGCAUCUUGACAUGAAUCUUACCGAAUACAAAUCAUAUAUUGACGAAGAAAUGCUGAAAAUACUAAAGCAAUUGGAUGCACCGACGAAAAUCUUUGACCAUGUUUACUUGGGCUCGGAAUGGAAUGCUAGUAAUUUAGAAGAGCUACAGAAAAAUGGGGUUCGUCACAUUCUAAAUGUGACACGUGAAAUCGACAAUUUCUUUCCCGGCAUGUUCGACUAUUGCAAUGUUCGAGUUUAUGACGAUGACAAAACAAAUUUGCUGAAACAUUGGGAUAAUACGUACAAGUAUAUAUCGAAUGCAAAAAAUUCGGGCUCAAAUGUUCUAGUCCAUUGUAAAAUGGGAAUUAGUCGUUCGGCAUCGGUUGUGAUAGCAUACGCAAUGAAAGCAUACGGUUGGAGUUUUGCUGAGGCAAUCGAUCACGUGAAAAACAAUCGAAAUUGCAUUAAGCCAAACAAAAAUUUUCUAAAUCAAUUGGAAACGUACCAAGGCAUGCUGAUGGCAAUGAAAAACAAAGAACUUUUGCAACGCAGCAAAAGCGAUACAAAUUUACGAAGUGUAAAAGAUGCACGAUUACUCCCAGGGAGUGAGCCAACGCCAUUAAUACAAGCGUUCAAUGCGGCAGCGAAAAAACAAAAUGAAAAUUCAUUUUUAAGUCGUUGUGCAACGCUGAAAAAUCGACCAAAAAGUUGGUCACCCGAUAGCGUUGAGUCGGCAAUUCUAUUGCCCAAACAACAUUCACAGUCUCUGGAGCAUUUGCCGCCCGAAUGCAUGGAAAAGGUUAAACUGAAAAAUAACAUGCGAUUACCAUGCAAAAAUGGGCAAAACUAUAGUGUCUCACAAAAUCAGGUGUUUCACCUGGAAGAAUCGAAUGUGAUGCAACAAUGCAUGUCCAAUGUUAAGCUAAUUGUGAACGAAUUGGAAUCGAAUGUGAAGCGCCUGUCGGAGGGUAAAAUUGUCAAUAAAGACAUAAAUACGACCGAUACGAAUUUAAAUGCAACCGCGCGCGUUGUUACAAAACCUCCGAUUUCCUCAUUAUUAUCAUCAUCAUCAACAUCAACAUCAUCCUCAUCAUCAGCAUGUGAUAGAACGUCGCCAUUUGGUUCACUUAAGCGUAGCGAAUCGAAUAAAUCGCGAUCGGACUAUGAAACGUCCGAAAAAUACAGUCCAGUUAUGAAAUCAAGGAGUUUGGAUGUCGCGAAUUGUAUGAUUACCAGCACUGCCAUGACUGCCAUAAAUGCACCUACAUCGACAAUAAAUACAAACAAACCACCGUUUGGUAGUCCAAACAAUCGACAUUCACUUCAUGAAGAAGCGGUUACAAAUACAACACCCGCAACAGCAGCGACAGUAUCCAUAUCCAAUCCGAAUGUUUCACCGGCAUGGACUCGCCGAUUUUACAAUCCAACCACGAAUAAUAAUAACAAUAAUAUUAAUAACAACAAUAGUAACAAUAACAACAAUUUAUCGUCUCGAUCUGGUUCAUCGUCGUCGAAUUCAUCAUCGUCAUCAAAUGUUUCACUAUCCACCGAUCUCAUUAACGAUUUAUGCAAAACGGGCUCGAAAAAUGUGAAAAAUCUUCGAAAUGCAUAUUCAGUUAAAUCGAUAAAUCAAAAUGCCAACUCAAACAAAUCGGUUGACAUAUUGCCGGCAUUCGGUAUUGAUAAACGUAAUUUGCUCAAUGACAGCGAUAGCGAAGCCAGUUUUGUGAACAUGACCAUCGCUCGAUUGGCCGAUCAAUUUUCCAAAGAUAUUAUGCAACGAAUAAAGAAGCGCUGCAAAAGUGAUGGCAUGCUAUACGAAUCGGAACUAUUGGCAACGGUUAACAAACGAUUCUCAUCUUCAUCGCCAUCGGAUUAUACGGAAAAAGCGUUUAACAAUCGACCAGCAAUCACAUGGAACAAUCGUCUCAAUACAACCAAUAACAAUAACAAACACAACAUUCAAAUCAAAGGAAAACGUCAUGGUAAAAAUCGUAGUACACUUUGUCAAACCGUUGAGAAUCUUAAAUUGAAUUUCGAAUCGAAACCGAAUGAUGCGUCAAACAUUGGCAUUGCAAAAGAGGCAAAACGUGGUAAAUCGCUACCCUCGUCGCCAGUUGCAUCAGUCUAUUCGAAUAAUAUGCCAAUGGUGACAAAUCCAAUAAAUGAAUCGACAACACCAGCAACGCCAGCAACUCUUAAGCUCAACUAUGAUAAAUUGGGCUGCGAAGAGAUCAACGUCAAAGGGUUGGUGGAUAAAUAUGAAGUGACCAAAACCACCACCACUGCUGCUACCACAUCCACUCCACUAAUAUCGCGCUUCAAACGACACACCAUCCAUCAAUCACCACACAAUACGAUUCAUCCAAAACCGCCACCAAUUCCGCAUGCAUCGAUUGUUGUUGCUUCAAAACCUGCCAACAUUUUACUAUCCAAACCACUACAUCAAAAUAAUCAAUCCUUCGCAAGACUCAAAGAGCACUUUAAUUCAACCUCUGCUUAUAACACUAUGUGAACGAAAAAAAAGAGCAACAUUACAUAAAUACAACACAAAAAAACUACAAAAUAUUUCGAAAUGGUUUAUAAAAUUAUUUAAUUAAAAAAAAAC